AUGUCUCCGGUUGCAGAAGCAGGUCUUGAGGGCGCGGUCUUGGAUGGACAGGUCAAACCAUUCCCUCUCCCAUCCAAGGCCCCACAAGUCCCUUGCCUGGUCACCGACUUGAUUCAUUACCAAGUGCAGCAGAACCCUCAAGCAACUGCGGUAGAGGAAGAGAACAACAGAGGUUACACAUAUGGCGAGCUCUGGCAGCUCGUCGAGCAAAUUGCGGCCAAGGCCGACUUUGCUCCCGGGGAGAUCAUCCCAGUGUGUAUGGACCUUACAGUUGUCUUUGUGGCCUCGCUGUUAGCCAUCAUGCUCCGCGGAGCUGCCUACGUGGUGCUCGACCCUGCUGGUUCGGCCGGACGGAACCAGAGAAUUGCUGAUGACUGUGGUGCACCCUAUGUGAUGGUGAAUGAUAAUUAUGUUGGGACUUUCACUCGAGCUCUUGCUAUUGAAGCUCUCCUGGCAGAGCCUACCUCGACCCCAUCCCAGCAGACCUCUGGGGCUACGCCCUCAGACCUGGCGUACCUCGUAUACACCUCCGGAUCUACGGGAAACCCAAAGGGUGUAAUGGUCAGCCACCGGGCGGCUUCCCUUGGGAUCAGUGAAUUUGACCUACGAGGACACCGCCGGUGGUUGCUCUUCUACAACCCCGUCUUUUCCGCCGCACAACGAACCGUCUUGGCCACCCUUGCAAAGGGUGCGUGCCUAUGUCUGGCUCGACGGGAUCGCUUGGCCGCAGCACUGCCGGCAGUGCUGAAGAACCUCAAGGUCGAUGCGCUGGGUAUCACCCCGUCUGCCUUGUCGUUACUCUCUCCCACAGAAAUCCCGAAUUCUCUCCAGCAAGUGACCACCGUCGGAGAGCCACUGAGUUCAGGUUUGGUAGAGGCCUGGGCCGAUCGAGUGCAUCUUCGCGUCUCGUAUGGGCUGAGUGAAUGUGCGCAGCUCAACUUCUCCCGCCAGCUGCAACCAGGCGAUAAUGCCCGCAACCCUGGACGUCCAGUCGACACCACCAAAGCCGUGAUCUGGGAACCCGGCACGACGCAACAAUUACCAACGGGCACUCCUGGAGAGCUCUGUCUCUCAGGUCCUCAGGUUGCCGAUGGCUACUAUCUCCGGCCUGAGGAAACAGCUGCAGCUUUUACUGAGGAUCCUGCCAAUCCCAAUCACAUUGUUUUCCGCACGGGAGACCUCGCGGUUCAUCGUGCUGACGGCUCCUUCGAGAUUCUGGGCCGGAUUGAUCAGCAAAUCAAAAUUCAUGGCCAGCGCGUCGAGCCGGGGGAGGUUGCCUCGACGCUCCGCACUGGAGACGGGGCUGUAGAUGCUGUCUGUAUUGGAGCCUAUAUCCAUGACAAACCGUCCUUGGUCGCAGCUGUCAUUCCAGAGCCUCAGAUUGGCUGGGCGGAUCUCGUCCAGAGUCUCCGAGACCAGGCACGACGCGAGCUACCCUCGUACAUGGUGCCUAGCUACUGGCUACAAUGCCAGGAGUUCCCCGUCAACGGCAACGGAAAGAUCGAUCUGCGCGCCAUCCGGAAAGCUGCUGAACUAACUCCUGUGGAAGACCUUCUGGGUCGGGAUGCUACCUCAUUGCAUGGGUCGGAACAUGUCUUCACGGAGAUCGCACGCGAAAUCGUGGAUGUUUGGGCCAGACAUCUCCAUGUCACCGCAGCGUCCAUCUUGCCGACCGAUUCGUUCGUCGCUCUCGGUGGCAGUUCCAUUGAGGCAAUCCAGGUCCUUCGAGACCUUCGGAUCCGAGGAGUCCAUGUUCAACUCGCGGACAUGAUGCAGUCUCAGACCGCGGAGGACGUCGCCGAUGCCGCUCAAGUCAGCGCUACGACCGGCAGCUCUGGUGAAACCAAGGUGCCCGAGCCCUUUGCCCUGCUGACCGACGCCUUCCUCAAGGACAAACUCCUGGCCGACAGAGGAGCGGUGGAUGCAUUCCCUGCGACGGCGUUACAGGAAGGAAUUCUCGCCAGUACACUCCAGGGAAACCCCGAAUACCUCUACCAGCGCGUCUUCGACGUUCGUCACCUUGACCUAGUAAGGCUACAGCUUGCAUUUCGGGUGGCCUUCUGGCACAGCGACCUUCUCCGCUCCACCUUUGUUGCGGCUAUUCCAGGGUUUGCGCAAGUAGUGCGCACCGACUUUCAACUGCGCUGGCUGGAGGGGACAAUGGCUCUCUCUCGGUAUCUGGCGAAAGAUAAGAAAGAAGGGGUAACUCUUGGUCAGCCUUUUAUGCGAGCCGCGGUUCUUAAUGGAGGACUGCUGGUGGUCUCCGCUCCGGAGGCCCGGGUUCCCUGGGGAUCGUUCGUCGCCUUGUUGCAGCAACAGCGCCACGAGGAGGAAUCGCAGGUGUUCUGGAAGCAGCAUCUGGCUGAGGCGGAACCAACAAUCCUCAACCACUCUCCGGUGGCCGAAACAUCGGUCAUGACUCGAACCCUUCCAGUCAACCUCCGGGCAGCGGCCGCCGCCCUCCAGGCUCCCAAAAGCGCCAUCCUGUAUGCGGCAUGGGCCUUGAUCCUCUCAUCCUAUACGGCCUCCAAGACCGUCACUAUGGCGACGGUUAUGUCCGGGAGAGAGCAGCCGCUGGCCGGGAUCGACCGACUUGAUGGUCCAACCCUCGCAGUGGCACCUCUCGCGGUCCGGGUGGGCCCCAACCAGUCGUUGGCUCAGCUCGUUCAGGCUGUGAAUGCCGAUAUUUGGCAGACCACCAAGUACGCACACGCUGGUCUCCGUGGUGCGCUCUCCGCUGCUGGGCACCAAGGCGAUGCCGCAUUGUUCGACACCCUGGUCAAUAUCCUUGUCCGAGGGCCUGGGCGACAGGCCGUAACGGAGGAAGUAUUCCAGCAGUUUGGCCCAAAGCCGGUUUGGAAGACCGAAUUCACGACGUUGAAUAUCGAGGAGGGAGCGGCGGGGAUCGAGGUGACCCUUGUCGGCGCCUUGGAAGUGCGCCAGCUUGGGUUCAUCAUCGAGCAGUACUGCCGUGCGGUUCAGACCAUCAUUGGGGCUCCCCGCCGUGCUGUGGACUCGAUCGACCUACUCGGCGAGGAGGAGCUUGACUUGCUGCUCGGUUGGAACGAAGACACUCUGUCGGCCCCGAGGACCCUCCACGGCCAGUUCGAGCACAUUGCGGGCGCGUAUCCGUCCCGAGUGGCGGUCAACUGGGCGAACGAGAAGCUUCUGACUUAUGCCGAGCUGAAUGAGUUGGCCAACCGAAUGGCCAAUUUCCUGUCCGAGCGUGGCGUGUCCUCCGGGGACCUCGUCCCGAUUCUCUUGGAAAAGUCGCCUGUCCUGAUCACGGCAAUUCUGGCGGUGCUCAAACUCGGCGCGGCCUAUGUGCCGUUGAGCCCGGAGAAUCCAGUCGAGCGCAACGCUUUCAUUGUUCGUGAUGUUGGCGCCCGCGUAAUUCUCACCGAGACGGAGCACGCCUCGUACUUCGCCUCCAAGCCCGAGGAUGAGAAGGAGGAAGAUGCAAUCCCCCAAGUUUUGGUCGACACGGCCAGACUUUGUGCGUAUUCGACGGAGCAGCCGGAGGGCGAGGUUUCUCUCGACGCGAUGGCAUAUAUCAUCUACACCUCCGGCAGUACCGGCCAACCUAAGGGAGUGAUGAUUCACCACCGGGGCUGUGCGGCGGCGAUGCAGUCCAUCAUCGCCUUCGAGAAGCGAGACCAGCGACCGUUCAAGCAACUCCAGUUCUCGAACUAUAUCUUUGACGCCUCGGUCUAUGACAUCUUUGCGACCUUGCACAGCGGUGGAACGGUCUGCCUGGCCUCGUCGGAGCGCCUCCUUGGAGACCUGGCCGGCGUCAUCCGGGACAUGGGAGUUAACCAUCUCUUCCUGACGCCUACUGUCGCGCGUUUGCUGGACCCCAAGGCGGUCCCUACGCUGGAGUCUAUCACAGUGGGCGGAGAACCCUUGACCCCGGAUGUGGUAGCGACGUGGGCGUCCAAAGUCACACUCAUCAAUGCGUACGGCCCUACCGAGACAUCGGUCAUGGUAACCAUGAAGAACUUCACGGAGACGGACCGCACUGGGAACAUUGGAACCGUGUUCCCCACCGCAGGGCUCGUGAUCCUAGAGCAGGACGGGGUUCGCCCGGUUCCUUACGGCGCAGUGGGCGAGCUGUGCUUCUGGGGACCGCAACUGUCUCGGGGCUAUCUCAAUCGGCCGGAGACGACGGCCGCAGCGUUUGUACAUAGCGACAUCCGUGGCGGCCAGCGCUUGUACCGCAGCGGGGAUCUGGGCCGAUACAUUCCUGGGGGCGACAUUGAGUGCCUGGGCCGCAAGGACGACCAAGUCAAGAUCAACGGCCAUCGCAUUGAACUGGGAGAGAUUGAGCAGGCGAUCAUGCGGACAGAUGAGGUUCGAGAGUGCGUUCUCACGGUCUGGAGAAAGAACAACACGGCGCACCUGGUGGCGGUGGUGGCCUUCGAUUCCCAAGUGGACGCAGCAGAAGACGAGGGGGACAAUCACCGGAUCCUGUCCUUGGAUGUGGUCAGCGACGAGAUGCAGAGGAUGAAGACCAAGCUGAAAGGACUGGCCCAUUACAUGUUCCCCAAAUUCCUCUUGCCCCUUCCUGCCUUCCCGCGGCUGCCGUCUGGGAAAGCCGACCGCAAGCAGCUCAAGGCGCGCGUGCAGGCGCUGAGCCAGGCGGGGCUGACUCCGUUUGCCUUCGAUGCCAUCGGGGCGGACCAAUUACAGGCUGUGAUCCCGGUAGUCACCCGGGAGCAGAAGGUGUUGCAUGAAGCAUGGGUCACGGUGCUGCAGCUGCCCCACGGGGAGUUUGGUCUGGAGGCAAGCUUUUUGGGCCUGGGAGGCGAUUCGAUCGCGGCCAUCAACCUGGUCAGCUGGCUGCGACAGGAGGGAUACAGUCUUGCGGUGCGCGAUGUCCUCCGAUUCCCCGUGCUGGAGUCGAUGGCAUCGCAGCUCGUCCGCAGCGGCGAUGAUCAGGAAGACCAGCAACCAGCAGCCGGCAUCCUCUUCUCCCCGCCUCCCGAAGUUCAGGCGGCUGUUGAAGAUGCCAUCGAGGCGUAUGAGGCAAUCUACCCAUGUCCUCCGGGGCAAUCCGAGUUUCUCGCCCAGGGCGCGCGAGCCGAGCCGUUCUGGUCGCUGAUGACCGUGCGCUCGUUGGGUUAUGAUAGCGAUCCCCUUCAAUGGCUGGCCAUGGCCAAGCGAUUGACAGAGACCAACGACAUCCUGCGUACUACUUUCUUGAAACACCAAGACCAGUGGUACGGCGUGGUGCUACCGGACGCCACUCCGAUCGUGGAAUUCUACAACGCCAGUAGCGCUGAGGAACGGACACACAUCCUCGAUGCGAUCUGGCAGCAGCGGUUCGAGUUUGGCAAACCCUUCAUCCGCUAUGGCAUGAUCCGGAUGGCCGACGGGGAGAUGCAGGUGGUCAUCAAGCUCGACCACGGGCUGUACGACGGCACCCUGCUGCGGGUCUUCGACGCGCACUGCCAAAAGUACCAGCGUGACGAGCCAGUCGAUCCGUUCACCAGCUUCCAGGAUUUCGCCCUGCACAUCUGGCAGCGCAACCAGACGCAACGGACCCUCGCCUUCUGGCAGCAGCACGACAAACGGCCGAUCCGCUUCCACCUGGCCCCGGCCCGUCCCCAACACACCCAGCAAGAACAGGUCCGGGUCACCAGCGUCGCCGUCCACAUGAUCGAACACGCGCAGCUGGACCAGUACAGCCGCGCGCACGGCGUGACCGUCUCGAUCCUGUUCCAGACCAUCUUCCAGCUGUGGCUCGCCCGCCGCAGCGGCCAGCAGGCGGUAGCCUUCGACUACCUCACCACGGGCCGCAACAUCGACUUGCCCGAUCCGCAGGGCAUCAACGGCACCUGCGCGAACUUCGUGCCGAUGCGGUCCGACGUGGCCCCGGGCCUGUCGCUGGCGGACUUCCUGCGCCGCACGCAGGACGCGUUCUGGCAGUACACGGAGAACAGCACCGUGGCCAUCGCGGACAUCUACCGCGCGGUGGGCCUGUCGCGCGCGGCCGACCGCAACCAGGCGCUGUUCCUGUUCCAGCCGUUUGAACCCGCCGCGCCAGCUGCUGGGCCGGAUGUGUACCCGCGGUGGCUGGUCAUGGCGCGGUCGGAGGUGCGCAUGCCCGAGCCCUAUGCGGUGGUGUUCGAGGUCGGUCGCACGGCGCAGCCGGAUCGGUAUCGGGUCAAGUUCGCGUAUGACGGGUCGUUCUGGACGGCGGAGGAGACGGCGCGGGAGCUGGCGACGGUCGGGCGGAUGGUGGGUCGGGCGGUCGAGGAUCCUGCUGUGAGUGUUGGGGAGCUUCUGGAAGUUUGACGGUGAAGAUGUUGUGGAGGUGUCUGACUGGGUUCUGUUGUCAUGGAAAUAGGGGGUCGAGACUCUGUAGGCGGACUUGCAGGGAGAUGCAGUUGCGUUUGGUGUUGUGUUGUGUUGUGUUGUAUCAUACCAUGUGUUCUUCUCUUGUCGAUGCAUAAUUGUAUCUAUCUUCUCCAAAUCUGAUACGCUGGAGGUCUAGUGUCUAAGAGCGGCUACGCUGAACAGUG
Messenger RNA from Aspergillus japonicus CBS 114.51, 6524 nucleotides. It is a transcript of the gene sidE, whose product is annotated as nonribosomal peptide synthase SidE. The transcript has 3 exons. Gene Ontology annotation, cellular component: cytoplasm. Lineage: Eukaryota; Fungi; Ascomycota; Eurotiomycetes; Eurotiales; Aspergillaceae. Bases 1 to 6297 code for a protein of 2098 amino acids. The record is from RefSeq and is a predicted model, not a curated record. Gene Ontology annotation, molecular function: catalytic activity; phosphopantetheine binding. Gene Ontology annotation, biological process: amino acid activation for nonribosomal peptide biosynthetic process; secondary metabolite biosynthetic process.